Molecule: messenger RNA, 1257 nt
Organism: Kalmanozyma brasiliensis GHG001
Lineage: Eukaryota; Fungi; Basidiomycota; Ustilaginomycetes; Ustilaginales
Exons: 3
Coding region: 1-1257 (418 amino acids)
Source: RefSeq, a predicted model, not a curated record
AUGGCGGCUCGGCAGUAUGAGUUCUGCGAUCUCCAACAGAACGGGUUGCAGUGGCAAGAAACCUUGCACAACGACGUACAAGACAUCCCUGAACGAAUAGCCGAGCAAUUGAGCGAGACCACGAGCAAGAUUUACGAUGUGGCCGAAGCCACACACCAUCUCGCUGGCAUACGAGACGACCUCAACCACCUCAAAAUCACGGUCGCCGGAAUGACUCCAUUGGCUAAGGAUCGUCAUGAAGCCUACGAGAAACAGAUUGCUGAACUUCAGGACGUCGUGCAAACACUUCGGAACUCCAUCCACGAACAGCCUGUCCGCAUCAGCGAAAGCUUGCAGCAAUUUGCGGCAGAGGUAGCCGAACAGCAGUACGAACGGCUCCGCACCGAGUUGCGCGACGAUCGCAUGUCCCGAGACGAGCACCGUCAAGAGAUUCGAGAGCUGCAAGGCAUGCUAGUGGGUCUCCGAACGAUGCUUGUACAGCCCGAAGGCAGUAGGGCAUCCACUUCUCAGGCUGCUUCGACUUCGACACCCCGGAGGAUCUUAGUGCCAUCGACGCCUGACAGGCUGCUCGAGGACAUUGUUGCGCAUGAUUACGAUCCCCCUGCCAUGGACUCGGAUCCUGCUCCUCUCGACUCGGCUUCGCAAUGCGGUCAGAGGGUGAUGGGGCACGGACGAGAGGCUGAUGCGCGCCCGGAACAUGCGGCCGACGACGAUGUAGAUUUCACCGACUACGAGGCGCUUCCGAAUGCCCUCAAGCGGACCACCGGGCGCCGUGCGUCGCAGGUCCAGACCCCUCGCGAUCAACAGACGGUCGAACCUCCCCCUUCAGCGCCUGCGCCGAGAAAGUCGGGCCAGGCAGGGGGACGAAAGACGCCAAAGGGUUCGAGAAAGUACGCAAGUACGUCCAAGAAGCGAGCACUGCCUGCCGAACUCGAGGACGGCGAGGACAAGGACCGAUACUUGCAGCACGCCAGUCCAAACAGGCCAGGACGCACGUUCGACUUGGCGGUAGGCUUGCAAGAGGCUGAAGACGAAUGCUCUGAGCAGCAGCAAGCGCCAUCAGCCGAUCCGAAACCAGCCGCGCAGCGAAGUCGAACGAGGCCGGCGGCUGCUAAGGCCCCGAAGCGAGGUAGAGGCAAGCAGAGCGCCAACCAAGCGAAGAUAGCUGAAUCCUUCGAGGGCGCGCCUCGGUAUCAGACCCGAAAGCAGACGCGAGAUCUGCACCUACAGGACAACCUACUUUCGCCUCUGGCAUGA